This is a messenger RNA of Pseudozyma hubeiensis SY62, 864 nucleotides long. Its product is annotated as 50S ribosomal protein L17. Gene Ontology annotation, molecular function: structural constituent of ribosome. The record is from RefSeq and is a predicted model, not a curated record. Gene Ontology annotation, biological process: translation. The transcript has a single exon. Lineage: Eukaryota; Fungi; Basidiomycota; Ustilaginomycetes; Ustilaginales; Ustilaginaceae. Bases 1 to 864 code for a protein of 287 amino acids. Gene Ontology annotation, cellular component: ribosome; mitochondrial large ribosomal subunit.
AUGAAGGGCCUUGCAUUCCGAAAGCUUGGCCGAACGUCGUCACAUCGCAACCAUUUGCUACGAAAUCUGGUCUCGUCUCUCAUCCAGCACGAACGCAUCUCCACCACAGUAGCAAAAGCCAAGGAAGCGGCGCGAGAGGCGGAAAAGAUCAUCACACUAGGCAAGCGAGGUACCGUGCAGGCCGGAUAUGGCGCAAGAGGCUACCUCUUCUCACAGCAGGAGACGCUGCCGAAGCUGCAAGAGCUAUCGCAACGCUACGCCAACCGACCCGGCGGAUACACACGCAUUCACCUCCACGGCAACCGAAAAGGCGAUCAUGCGCCACGAGCUAUCCUAGAGUUGGUGGACAACCCUCACGAUCUGCGCAUGCAGAUGACAGCGCGGACGCUGGCCAAGGAGGUCUACGACCGCAUCGCGAGGCGCGGAGGCGACGACAUUUUGACAGGACGACAAUUCGACCUCAUGACGAUGGAGCAAGACGAACGAUUCAAUGAACUCACCCGCAAGAACAUCACAAAGGUGGUGCAGUAUGGCGGAGUCGAGGCAAGAGAAAAGCUUGUCAGCAUGGCGCAGGAUCAUCUGCUGCGGCUCAAGGCGACCGUAGCUGUCGAAGGUCCCAGACGCAUCGAUGAUGCCAAGAUGGAGAGCUGGGGCGACAACAAGCCGCGUGGACGUCUUUUGACCAAGCCUUACGCUGGAUCGAGACCAUUGGCAGGGCAGGAGGGAGAAUUCCAGCCGACACCGCUACCAGGCAAGAGCAGGAAUUCGGUCGUUCGCAUUGGCAAGGGUGCUUUCGCAAAGCGUCUCAACUACCGACCCAAAGUCACCAUGCCUAGCUCUUCAUCCAGGAGGGCUCAGGCAUAG